CCCACUGAACUCAGCCAAAAUCACAAAGCAUAUACUUUUUUCCCUCUCUAAGAGACUUACAAUGAGAGGACACACUUUAGGCAUCUAGGGCUUUGUGAAGCCAGCUUUUAGCAGUAAAGAACUGCUGUUCGUCCUCAAAGACAACUAAGGCAACCUCUGAAACUAGACAGAGCUGGAUUUUUAGCAGCAUCCGGUGGUACUUUUUGAGAGGCUAUAUGCUCACAAGCCUUACGUCCCAUUCUGAGAAACCAACGAGAACCCUUACUCAGAUUACACCAAUUUUAGCUACCAUGAAUGUCCUCAUGCAGCUUUUGGUUCUAAUGUUGACAUUCACACAAGGACUAUGCCAAUAUGAGGGCUAUGACUAUGACACAGAUUACGAACCCGAUCCAGAGUCUCCAUAUCAGCCACCCAUUCAUUUCCCUCAAGGCGUAGAUUACAAUGUUCCAAGGGUACCCUACUCUACUGAGUGCGCAAGAGAAUGCUACUGUCCUCCAUCUUCAAUAAUCAUCAUGUACUGUGACAAUCGGAAGCUCAAGACCAUUCCUCGAAUACCAUCUCGCAUUCAACAGCUUUACCUACAACACAACGAGAUUGAAGCCGUGGAUAUAAAGUCCUUCGUUAACGCCACUUCUCUGACAGAAAUUAACCUUAGCUACAAUAAACUGAAAUCAAAUAAAAUAGACGCUGGUGUGUUUGCCACAUCUCCUCAUCUACAUCAAAUAAUCCUUAACAAUAAUGACUUGGAAGAAAUUCCAUCACCUAUUUCUAGUUCUGUUGAGAGGAUCUUCUUGGGUUCAAACAAGAUUAAUAAAAUAAGAGAACAAGAUCUUCAGGGCUUAGUCAAUGUUACCAUGCUUGACCUCUGCAACAAUCGUAUUGAUAACAUCAAGGGAAAGGUAUUAAGCAGACUGACAAAGUUGAUGCAGCUUAAUAUAUGUAACAACAAGUUGUACUCCAUGCCUGCAAGCCUUCCAACAUCACUCAUGUAUCUGUCACUGGAGAAUAAUUCCAUUUCAAAGAUACCCGAUGAUUAUUUUGCAAAGCUUCCAAAUCUGACUGCCAUUCGAAUAUCACACAACAACAUUGAUGAGGUUCCUUUGUACAUGUUCAACCUUCCCAAACUUAUGGAAUUGAACCUGGGUCACAACAAACUAAAGCGCAUCUUCUAUGUUCCUCGAUCACUCGAGCACCUGUAUCUGCAUGACAAUGAAUUUGAAUCAAUAAACAUAACUCUAAUGUGUCCAGUAAUGGAUCAAACACAUCGACUAACCUACCUGCGUUUGGACCAGAAUCGACUAAAAGGGCCUAUAAGCACUUUUGCCUUCCUAUGCUUCCCCCACAUCCAAAGCAUUUAUUAUGGUGAACAGAAGCAUACUGCUGGAGAACGCCAGAUGCACCUGAUUCCGCCAUAUCCACCACCAGAACAUCCAAGAUAUGGUGAUGACGACGAUGAUGACUUUCCACAGUACCAUAGAGAGGAGCAUGGACCAAUAGCAGAAGAGGAUGAGGAUGAGGAUGAACAUGAAAAUGACAUCCGUGGCUACUAUUAAAUAUCUUUAAGGCUCUGGAUUUUUUCACACAUUUCAUGUAUAAGUGAACAUUUCUGAAAAUGGUUGUCUGGGAGUCCAGCAGAGAUCACGGGAUGUUAGAAAAUAACAAGAUAAGCCUUCAUCCCUGGAAAAUCACCCUUCUCUGCUCUCGCCAGUGUCUAUUGCUGUACUGCAUUGAUGACGUUGUGACUUCCCAAACAUGACCACUGCAAAUCAGCAAACUGGCUCUGAAGCAGUAGGGAAUUUUCCAAGGAAUACUUAUUUUGUUUUUUGAUCACUUUCCCUAGUUUCUGUUAGAUUUUUGAAUGUCCCCGACACCCUCUUAAAAGAGUAUCUGUCAGAGUGACUAACCCUAUUAAACCAGAUAUACUGCCUGUCCGGUUUGAUCAUCUUGAGUUAAACGAUCCCCUGAAUUUUAAAGUGGUGGCCACGUUGUAGAGAAAUCUGCACUUUAUAGCAUACCCUAAUGAGGUGUUCCUUGCACUAAGGAAAGGCUCUAACACCUCAGAGAACCACUUCAUCACCACAUUUCCCUGUUAGCCAUUACCCCUCACCCUGAGUGACAGGGCCAAGCUGUCACCAUCUUCCUGCCUUGCCUUGUAAUCCCGCAAAUGCUUGGGUGAAUUUUGAUUCAGUGCAUGUGCUGUUCAGAUCUCAGCAUCAGGAAACCGUGCUAAUAUCCGAACUGCGCAUGUGCAGAGAACACUCACCAGCACACCUGCAAGAUUACACGGCCAGGCAGGAAGUCAGUGAGGAUGCCUGGUCUCGUCAUUUAAGGGGAGGGGAAGCGGCUAAGAGGGAAAGGAAGUGGUGAAGCAGUGCUCCGAGCGUCUAGGUCUGCCACUUGGUGCUCCGAAUAUCACACUAGCAUAUGCAAUAAAGUGCAGACUUCUCUACAACAGGGCCACCAAUUUCAAAUACAGAGGGAUUGUUUAACUCAGCAUGAGAAGCCCUAAGAAGCAGAAUGCCUGGUUUAAUAGGGUAUAUCAUGCUCACAGGUGCUAUUUAAUGCUUUAUGCUGUUACUUUCAUCUUUUGUAGAGGAGACAGUUUAAACUACAUUGCUUUAAUGGUUUCAGGAGCUCUCUUAGCCAUAUGCUCUUUCACUUGCAUUUAUUAUAAUGUAGGAAAUAUAGAUAAGUAACUACAACAUUCUGCUUGGCAAACAAGGACAUAAGUUAUUUGAUAUAUUUAGCUACAUUUUAGGUCAUCUAUAAGAUGGCACACUCAGAAAAGUACAGUUGGCACCAGCACCCGCUUAGCGAAGCCUUCCCCCCACCCCGUUAAAAUCCUACUAGAACUGCAUGUUGUACAGGUAAGGACAAAUAAUGUCUCAUAAAUUACUACUGCUGGGUAUGUGACACCUAUAUUGGUACACUACUGCAUAUUUAGUAGCCCCCACCACACACAUUCAGCCGGUUUGGAAAGCAAUAGAAGGCUUAAUGAAGAAGCAAAACCAAACUUUCUUUUCUCAUACUAAUUUCCCUAUAGUAUGGGACAAGAGUGACCCCAGCACAUCCUAUAUAUGAAUGGGUUCCAAUCUAGAAUGAUAAAUAACCUAAAACAGCAAAGUUUCUUGUUACCAAGUCUUACUGUGAAAAAACAGAUGCAUAUACUAACCCUUUCACUGCCAAGGAUGAGUGUUCAUGCCAUUAAAAGGAAUCUGUCACCUAAAAAACGCCUCCCAAA
Molecule: messenger RNA, 3241 nt
Organism: Bufo gargarizans (Asiatic toad)
Lineage: Eukaryota; Metazoa; Chordata; Amphibia; Anura; Bufonidae
Gene: OMD
Product: osteomodulin
Exons: 3
Coding region: 216-1553 (445 amino acids)
Molecular function (GO): protein binding
Source: RefSeq, a predicted model, not a curated record